Filobasidium floriforme is the source of this 1473-nucleotide messenger RNA. RefSeq lists its product as uncharacterized. The record is from RefSeq and is a predicted model, not a curated record. Lineage: Eukaryota; Fungi; Basidiomycota; Tremellomycetes; Filobasidiales; Filobasidiaceae. Bases 426 to 1340 code for a protein of 304 amino acids. The transcript is spliced from 5 exons.
CCACGAUCCAUCCUUCAUCGCUGCCGCUAGCCGCUAUUGGUAUCAUCACUCGCUCGUAAUCGAUAGCACAAAUCUCCAUCGUCUCGCGAAAAAUCAAACGCCGGACGCGUAGAGGAUUUCAUUUAUAGCCUCGAGCAUACCCUACGUCACACUAGCUCAGUUAUAAGGGAAAGGGGCGAACUUGUUCAUAUAUCCAUAUCCUUAUUCGUCACAUCUCGGAUCUCGAAGCCUUUCGACCAGGACCUUGAUACCAGGCUCAGAAUAACCGGACAUCGAAGGCCACCCAAGUUCAUCACUCGAUCUCAGUUGAGAACGGCCGGAAAGGCGCACCCGAUCGAUUCCCGGAUCCUUAUCUACUGCACUCUCGACUCUUCUACUUCGCGUCCCUCGAUCCCUCGAGCACAUCGCUUGAAAGGACCGCAAACAUGUCGAGCACUGCCAUGACGCCUGCAACAUCGUCCACUACGACGAGCGCCCCCGAACCUUCGUGGACGAACCGAAGCGGAGGAGGGUUCGGCGCGACAGGGCCGUCGAGUUUUUAUCGCAAUCUCUUUUACAUCCUUGUCGGGCUGCUCGGAUUCUUCAUCCUCAUUUCGGCCUUCUCAUGGUGGAGAGGUCGGAAACGAAGACAGGCUACCAUCGCCGAGGCUCGCCGACUAGGUCUCCUCAUCCCAGGGAUGCCCGGCUACGCAGCAGAAAGAGAGCGGCUGAUCCUCUCUUUCCGCGGCAUAGCGAGUACGACCGAGAAUCCAGAAAUCUGGGAUUCUUUGGGUGAACAGAGGGGGAUGGUCGCGGAUCUCAAGGGAGGAGCUGGGUGGGGAGUAGGAAGGUAUGAGCCGGGGCAUGGGGAGAAGCAGAGUUUGUGGGAUGAGAAGUUGCACCCACUGGCCAUCACACCCCUUACACACAAGGGCGAUGGACCUAUCCCGGUCUCCCCGAUGAAAUGGUUUCCCAACUCUGUGGCCUUUCGGGCACCAGGUCCAAAAAAGGAUCCAUCGGCCAUUUUACAGGAGUGGGAGACUGAAGCAGCAGCAGCAGCGGGUCAAGGGCAGAACGCUUACCCACCCGCAAUGACGAUGACGGGCCGGACGAGGGGGUCAAAUUCGUUAUCCGUGCCCACGGCCAACUCGGCGGGAGAUGUCCCAUCGUCCGUGUCGCCCCAGGUCCAGGUGGCCGUGCUCAUCCGGAUGCCUAUCCCUGAUACGUCCAAAGUUGGCCGGACGGAUCGAACGACAGAAGAAGAGGAAGAGACGGCCGUACAAGAGGAAUGGGAAGGUGUGGAGAUGGGUCUGUGCAACGCGCACGUGGACUUGCAAUCGAGUUCGAACGGAGUACGGUGAUUGCGCGUGAUGUGUAUCCAUGGACUGGGUUGUGCUUUGUGAGAACCGAGGACUGUUUUGUAGGCUCGUAACCAAGUCUGAAACCUAGUUGUAGAUACGAAACGAAUCCUUGUCGUCGGGAAUGAAAGUGGAG